AUGUCGAAUACCCAAGCGGAAGGGAUGAUGGAAAGAGAUAUUUCUAAUGCUUCUUUCGCUGAAACAGGUCAAGAAUCAACACAUAAUUAUGAUAGGAACGAGCAAAUAUACGACGUACCGACUGUAUCCCAUACCUCCAUCUCACCAUCCUCAUCACAAGAUGCCUUACAACCUCAGCGAAGUGCAGAAGCCACACUUUCUAGAUCGAGGUCCGUGCAAUCUAGCGAUUUAGAUUAUAUCAAAUCGGAUCACUGUAGAACACCAUUCUUGAAAAGACCUACAGAUGAAGUAGGUGGUCAUUGGUUAGAACAGAGACAUGAAGCUCCGGAAUGGUGGAACUUAUUCUACGAUUUAGCAGUCGUAGCUGUGCUUACAAUUUUCUCAACAAACCACGAACUCAAUCAACCGAGUGCCAUACCUGUCUUUCUCUCCUACUACGCUAUAAUCUGUUGGGUAUGGACAUCCCAGGUCCACUACGAUAUUCGAUAUCAGGCAUUGGACGGAUGGCAUCGCGCUGCAAAGGCUAUACAAAUCAUGACGUUUGUGUAUAUGGGUGCGGCAAGUGGCAAUUGGAAUCCUGCUUUGAUUAGAAAUGACGAGGAUCAUCUGGCUACUAAAUCUAAUAUAAGAGCUUCAGAACAUCGAACCGCAAAUGAGAGUUUCAAAACUGUCUUAGCGUCUUUUGUCAUAUCUAGGGUAUUCUUGGCUUGUCAAUACUUGAUAGCUGCGAUUAUUGGUUUUCGAGCAGGAAGGAAGGUCACACCGCAAAUGUUCACCUUCAUAUCGCUUGUCAUUUCUAGUAUCUUUACCACAUCCGCGAUUAUUCUACCUGCCCGCAGCAGAGUGUUGUCCUUGACCAAAGUUACCCUAUUCUAUACAGGAAUAGGAAUUGAGGUUAUAGCAGUAUGGCUCUCGCUACCUAAAGAUCCUCUUGGUCCGAUCCGGACAGAAGCCAUGGCGAAGCGAUAUGGUGCUUUCACACUGAUAAUAAUCGGCGAAGGUUUCAUCUCCAUUACUCGUGCUUUCAAUCUUGCCAUCUCUGGAUUUGGUAUCACUACCGAUGUGACUUAUCCUCAAGUGAUACUAGCAAUCAUGAUCAUGUAUUUGCUUUUCACUUUCCUAUUCACACGUUUUGAUCCCUCAAGGAAAGUUGAUUCUUGUCGUGCAUUGAUAUGGGAAACCAUACACUUUCCUAUGCAUUUCAACCUAUUACUCCUACUAGCCGCAUUAGUCGUAAGUUGGAUCAGCAUGGGAAACAUAGCUGAUAGUCAGAACGCCAUUGUGGCUUUAUCAUUCGCUCAAGGGAUAAGUCAAGUGACGGACCAUUACAUUAGUACGAUUGAAGCUAUCACGAAUGGCACGGACAUCAGCAUGAAAGAACAGCAUUUUGUUGCACGGUAUUUUGACCAGCUGUAUUUACAACCAGACUAUAACACGGAAAUUUCGUUGCUGCGUAAUCUGAGUAACACAGAAAUCCCCAUUGAGGAUCCGACCAUUUUGGCCUACCAAUAUCUCGGACAGAUCAUGUUUCAAGUGACCAAUAAGUAUGGGAUCGAACUAGAUGAUACUAUGGUCGAGAACCUACAAAGUUUAUAUGCACUCAAUACCACUUGGUCAUUUAACGAUACCAUCCGAGGGGAAAUGCAAAGCGAGGCCUUCACCCUCCUUCGAGAAAUAAUUCAAGAACCAGCCUCAGCCUCUUUAUCAGGUAUACUAUGGUUGUUCCCCACAGCCGGUAUCGCUUUGAUAUUCUGUGCCGUCCGGUCAAUACUAUGGCACCGACAUAACCCUAUUGGUCAAACGCUGGUACAUAUCAUGUGGAUUACCCUCGGUCUGAUUCUUGCUUGUUUGGGAUUGUUGGAUAUAGGAAGUAAGAAUUUCGAUAUUUUCGCUGAUUCAGUUAAGGACGAGUUGAGAGGUGUAAAUCCCAUGUAUUGGCUCGUACAUGAUAGGAUACCAUUGGUUAUCGUCAUGGUCUUCUAUGUCGUUGCAUACCUUCUAAACUUAAUUAUAUUGAGAGUCAUGGAUAAAUGGCGAUGUAGUCAUCAUUCAAUGGACAAGGGAGGAAGGAAGUAUGAUGAUACAGUGGACUGA
This is a messenger RNA of Kwoniella mangroviensis CBS 8507, 2094 nucleotides long. RefSeq lists its product as uncharacterized. The transcript is spliced from 14 exons. The coding region runs from base 1 to 2094 and encodes 697 amino acids. The record is from RefSeq and is a predicted model, not a curated record. Lineage: Eukaryota; Fungi; Basidiomycota; Tremellomycetes; Tremellales; Cryptococcaceae.